Molecule: messenger RNA, 6481 nt
Organism: Sphaerodactylus townsendi
Lineage: Eukaryota; Metazoa; Chordata; Lepidosauria; Squamata; Sphaerodactylidae
Gene: FHIP2A
Product: FHF complex subunit HOOK interacting protein 2A
Exons: 17
Coding region: 457-2742 (761 amino acids)
Source: RefSeq, a predicted model, not a curated record
UCCUCUGCAGGAAUCCACAUAGCUCAGUGAGAGGAUCUCCGCCUAAACAAGGAUCGCUCAGCUCAGAGAGGGUCUUUCUUUCCUCCUUCCUUUUCCUAAGGGCGGGAGGAUGUCUGGGCUUGCAUCCGAGUAAGGCGUUUGCAACGGGAACUACACAAAUCGCGGCCGCCGCAGAUCGAGCCAGCGGGAGGGAGAGCCGGGAGCGAGCAUUGGUGUCGUCGGCCAAAGGCCCUCGGCUUCCGGGCUCCGCGGCCCGGCUCGGGCGGGUGUCAGUGCCACGGUGUCCCUUGUUGCUGCGGAGGGGACGCAGGGGACGGGCCUCUCCGCCGGUAGCCGAUCCGAUCCCCGCCGCGGUCCGGCGCGCCGCAUGCAGCCCUCACCCUGGAGCGACGGCGGCGGCGGAUCGAGGAGCUCUCGCGAUCCUCCCGGCAGCGGCUGCUUCAGUCCAAGGCCAGGAUGUUCUCCAAGUUCACCUCCAUCCUGCAGCACGCCGUGGAGGCGCUUGCACCUUCCCUUCCACUACAAGAAGACUUUGUUUACCACUGGAAAGCUAUUACCCAUUACUACAUAGAGACCUCUGAUGACAAAGCUCCUGUGACUGAUACCAACAUUCCAUCCCACCUGGAACAAAUGUUGGAUAUUUUAAUUCAGGAGGAAAAUGAGAGGGAAUCUGGGGAAACAGGACCUUGCAUGGAAUAUUUGCUACAUCACAAGAUCUUGGAGACGUUGUACACCCUGGGCAAGGCUGACUGUCCGCCAGGCAUGAAGCAGCAGGUUCUGUCCUUUUAUACAAAACUUCUGGGAAGAAUACGGCAGCCUCUUCUUCCACAUAUAAAUGUGCACAGACCUGUGCAGAAAUUAAUCAGACUUUGUGGUGAAGUCUUGGCUGCACCUACAGAAAAUGAAGAAAUACAGUUUCUCUGCAUAGUGUGUGCAAAGCUGAAACAAGAUCCCUACUUAGUUAACUUCUUCCUUGAGAACAAACUAAAAGCAACGGUUUCAAAAAGUACACCCAAAUUAAUUGCAGAAGAUGUGCAAAAAGGCCAGGAUUUGGGGACAACAGAUACAGAACAAUCUGUUCAGCUUGAAGAAGCAAGAGUGGAACAAGCAGAGAAAGAAAGUGAUCUCCCUCAGCUGGCGGAUGACCUGUCCACAAGUCUGGCUGAAUUAAAUUUCCCUACAUCUCCUGAGACAUUGGCUUUUCAUCCACAUGGAAACUAUAAUUUGGUGAAUUCUCUGCUCAAUCUCACCAAAAGCCCGGAUGGCCGAAUCGCUGUGAAAGCUUGUGAAGGCCUCAUGCUUCUAGUGAGUUUGCCUGAGCCAGCUGCUGCCAGAUGCCUAACCCAAAGUACAUGCUUAUGCGAACUGCUGACGGACAGGCUGGCCUCCUUGUACAAAGCCCUCCCGCAGUCAAUGGAUCCCUUAGAUAUUGAAACAGUGGAAGGAAUUAACUGGGGCUUGGAUUCAUACAGCCACAAAGAAGAUACAUCUGCUUUUCCAGGGAAAAGAGCCCUCAUUUCAUUUCUUUCCUGGUUUGAUUACUGUGAUCAGCUUAUCAAGGAAGCUCAGAAGAUUACGGCCAUUGCCAUGGCAGGCUCAGUACGAGACCGAUUUUUUGUUGGUGUCAUGGAACCCCAGCUAAUGCAAACUUCAGAGAUGGGGAUUCUCACAUCAACUGCUCUGUUGCAUCGUAUCGUUCGUCAAGUCACUUCAGAUGUCUUAGUGCAUGAGAUGGUUUGCUUCAUCCUUGGAGAACAGAGGGAGCCAGAAACACUGAUGGACAUCAACAGGCAUCCAUUGCGACAUCGUUUAAUCGAACACUGCGAUCACAUUUCAGAUGAGAUCAGCAUAAUGACGCUCAGAAUGUUCGAGCACCUUUUGCAAAAGUCUGACGAGCACAUUCUUUAUAACUUGGUUCUUAGAAAUUUAGAGGAAAGAAACUACACAGAAUAUAAACCACCCUAUCAAGAAGAUAAAGAUGUGGUGGAGAAUGGCCAGAUAGCAGGAGCUGUAGACCUGGAAGAAGAUCCAUUAUUUACUGAUCUUUCUCCUGAUACCAUGCUGUCAAACCAAGAGUGGCUUAGUGCUUCACCACCUGCCAGCCCAGAACACCUGAAAAGUGAUGGGAAGACAGAAGUUCAUAAAAUUGUAAAUAGUUUUCUUUGCCUAGUACCAGAUGAAGCCAAAUCUUCGUAUCACGUGGAGGGCACAGGUUAUGAUACCUACCUCAGAGAUGCUCAUCGACAGUUCCGGGAUUAUUGCACCAUAUGCUUGCGAUGGGAAUGGCCUGGCUCUCCGAAACCUUUGGAAAAGUGCAAUUUAGAAGCUUUGUUCUUUGAAGGACAUUUCCUGAAAGUUCUGUUUGAUAGAAUGGGCAGAAUUCUUGAUCAGCCAUAUGAUGUCAAUUUGCAAGUCACAUCUGUGUUGUCCAAGCUCUCCUUGUUUCCCCACCCACACAUCCACGAAUACCUUUUGGAUCCCUACGUAAACCUAGCUUCAGGAUGCCGGUCUCUUUUUUCAGUGAUUGUUAGGGUUGUUGGGGAUCUCAUGGUAAGAAUCCAGCGCAUACCUGACUUCACACCCAAACUUUUGUUGGUCAGGAAGCGUCUCCUUGGCUUAGAACCUGAAGGGCCUAUUGUUGACCACAUGACGUUAUUAGAAGGUGUCAUUGUGUUAGAAGAGUUUUGUAAAGAGCUGGCUGCAAUUGCAUUUGUGAAAUACCAUGCUUCAUCAACGCCAUAGGUAUCUAUUCUAAAUGUCCAACUGUCCAACUAGAAGGUCAUCUUGUAUUUCUAUCAGCAAAGACUGAAAAUUAUCCCCAAGCAAGAAAAGGAGGGACAAAAAGAAAAGAAAAUCAAACCCCAAAGUAUUGGCAUAUGUUUAGAAGAUUUGUAUGGAGCACAUUCCAAUUAUACUGUUGGUUUCCUAAUUCAUUGGCAUGACUACAUAGGAAUGAAAAAUGGACAUCUUAUCCCACAGUACAAUCAAAGAGAUGUAUUGGUGGAACAGAAUGCUUUCAAUGAGAAUACAUCAGGACUUUCAGUUAAAGAUUUCUUUUAUUUUGAUGUACCUCUAGGGGUUUUUAUAUACUUUAGAGCUCAUAGGCUUUUUUAACAAAUUGCCUGGUAGCUGAAGUGUGUUUUAUCCCUUUAAAUGAAAACCAGCAAGUGAUUAAAUCCUUCUAAAGUAUUUAAAGCAAAGCAGCAACAACAACUUUUUUGCUGAUCAUUUUAUGUUGUCUGAAUCUUAUAUCCUUUGUAUUGUUUCACUUUAUCACAGAAGUAUCAUUACAGUAGACUGUAACAGAUGACCACAAGUAUGCUUAAGUGUUGCUUUUCCUUGAAUCCUUAUUUGUUUUACUUUGUUAUGCUGCAUAACUUAAUUUGCCUUCUCUUUUGUAUUGUAGGUCUAGUCUGUAUUAUCCAAAUGUCUGUUUACAUAAAUGCUAGUAAUACAGGAAAAUCUGACAAGUUUUUGUUAAAAGUUCUUCUAAGAAUAAUUGGUUGAAAAGUAUUUGUGCCUUGAUGAUUGGCAGUAUCAAUGUUCUGUGGUUUUCAAAUAUUUUAUUGCUUAUCUAAUAAGAAUGGUUGUAGCAUCCGGGCCAAGCAACGUCUGACAUUGUAUAUGAAGCCAAAUUCUUCAUCAGCUGUUGCAUGCUUUGGUUUGUGAAUUUGUGAUAUUACUCAUUGAUGCCAGCUGCAAACUUCAAACUAGUAUACUGUCUUCCCUAAGAUGAACUGAGAAACAUAGGAAUAGAAGCCAUGUGUGAAGAGACUACAUGGCUCCUUUAAAUGGAGGGGCAUGGUCAUGACUGACUGUACCAUUUUAGUUUACAGAGCUGCUGGGGCAUUUCAACCAGCUGUUGCACACUAUUGGUAAGGCGGUGAGGGAGACUCGAUGAGUUCUUUGGUCUGUAUCCAGCUUUUGGAAUCUUCGCUUUCUCUGUAGGAAAGGGUGGAAGUAACCAUAGUCAGAUAAGAUAACAUGUACUCCUGUUCACCAGUUUGCCCCUACUGACAGAAUACCACGGGAGUGAUAAAGCAGGAUUUAAUUCUGAAGCAAUUUAUUUGGUUAUCCAAUUCCUAGGUAUUUUUGAAUAACAUAAAAAUUCUUCUUAAUAAUCACUUCAUAUUUGCUGCCCGCUUAAGAUCUUAUUGGGAUCAGCUUACGUGAGUUCAAUGAUGUCCCUCGUUCUGCUGUAUCCUGUAACAAAGCUGAAAACAAAACCCUGGAUGAUUUCCACCACUGCUGUGCUCCAGUGCUGUUCAAGAGCAUGCAACUGGUGCAAUCUACUCAUGAAGGCAGUGUUGGAAAGCGGCAUAAUUUGGACUAAAAUGAACUAUAGGCCCUUUUCCUUGCACCAUUAAACCCUAAUCGGCCCCCAUGGGUGGGACACAUUCAAGCAGAAUUAAUAUAUAUAUACAUUUUGUCAAAACAACUUUUAAAAACUAUGCUGGUCUCUUGGCAAAAUAGUAUGUGAGCAGAUACCUGAAAAUGAAACAUGUAUUUAAGUUCUGGUCAAAGUUCCUGAGUUCCAUGUUAUAGGAUAAAUAUUUCAGCUCUGUCUUCAUUGUUCGUGGCGGAUUGUAGGCUAAAAUCUAUAAUCAGAUUAUUGUGGGGAAGUUACACUGAAGAUGAUUAGACUUACACAUACAGUCCCCCUUAAUAAGUGGACAGUAGCCUUAAUUUUUAAAGUAGUACUACUUUCACUCUUUAAAUAAAAGUUAAUGUUUAAAAUGUCCCCAUGCCCUUAUGGUAGGUGUAAAUUGGGAAGAAUUUAACAGUUUAGAAGUGUAUGAAGAUUGUUCUUUAAACAAUCUCUGUAAGAUUAUAGCCCUAAUCCAGUGCUCAGUUAUAUUACUAUUCCAACAAUGUUAGAUUCAGAUUUUCAGUUUUUCCUUGUCAUAUAUAUAGUGAGUAACUGUAACAUGAAAGUUCACUUUGCUUUUAUCUGAGCCUGUCUUUACAGGUUAUGCAUAUUAACAGAGAGAGGAAAAUUGACUUUUAAUAUACUUGUGCUCGCAAUAUGUUCAGCGAGUCACUAUAAGUCCCAGUGGUUCAUGUCAAGAGACCAGCAAUUUCCAAUAACUUUUUAAGAAGGGAACUUGUUUGUCAAAAUGUGUGUCACAAAGCCAGGAAGGGCUUUAACUCUUGCUUGUGGUGUGAGAGUUGUUUUUAUGAUCCUGUAAAUUAAAGCAACAACCUUUUAUUUUUGUAAAAAUGGUUGAAUUCUCCUACAAGAAUGAAACUAGUUUGACUUCUAUAUCUUUCUUUUUUCAUGCACUUUUAUUUUAAAGGCUAGCUGAGUCUUUGUUUGCUAUGCAUGUUGUGACCACUCUCAUUCUGGCUAGUGAACGUGUUUCUGGGUGUGUGUGGACACGUGUGUGAUUAUUUAUUACUGAACAGUGAACACUGGAGAACACGCAACCAACUCUCCAGAAAUAUUGAGGAAUCAUCAUUUGUCAAGAUGUUAAUGGUAACUACUGGCUACUCAGUGCUAUCAAAUCUACAUCUAAUAGUUUUUAUGUAUGGGAAUGGAUGGGAAAAGCUGGAAUUGUUUGGUUUUUGGAACACGGAUCCAGUUUUUAUUUUUACCCUGAUGCACACGUGUAAAUAAAGACACUUUUUCAUCUUGCCACCAACUAUUGUAUAUAUUUGAUAUAGAUUCUGUUAUUGGAAACUUUAUAAUAAGUAUCAUGCCGCAUCUAAUAGAAUGGCCAUUUCUCCUUUCUCUGUUUUUCUUAUGAUUAUAGUCAUCUACCUACCACUCUGAUCUUCCGUGUAGCAAUCUGAUAUUAUAGUAUUUGUUGGUGCAAUAUGGGAGCUGUGAUACAAGGCACAGCUUCAGCCUAGUUGUAUAUCACCUGUUUACAUGUGUAUAUUUGUUUACUAAGGGACUGAAAUCCUGCUUGCAACGUGAUCAGUGCAAAGAUUGUAGCACUAAGUUCUACAGAACAGAGUAAUCAUGGCAUUCCUUUGCAAAUGAAUAACAGUGGCUCACCAUGAACUGUCAAAUGCUGCAGAUCUUUCUAUGAUGAAACAGUUCCUUAUUUAACUUGGGAAGAGCACUUGCAAAGUACAGCAUGAAAGUUACAGACACUGUUACUCUCUUCUGAAUAAGAAAUUAAGAUCUGCACCUUUCAACAAACAUACCUGUACAACUGUGAUUAAUCAUCCAUGUGCCCUGUUGUCUAGUGCUACAAAGUAUCUCUUACAUAUACUCUUGGUUUCCCUCCUCUUUUGUUGUUUAUAUUAAACAGAAAAUGUUACUAAACUUUUUCUGUUGAACUUUCUGUAGUUCACAUGCUAAUAACUUUUGCCAAAGUGUAAUUGACCCAUGGGGAACAGUCAGAACAACAAUGUUACAGUAAGAACAGUAAUAACUUGUAUGGAGAAGAGGGCCAGCAAAUUCAAUUGUGGUUUAAAAGCAUGCAUGAAGGAUUAAAAGGAAUAUUCUAAAAAAUAAAUUAUAUAACUUAAA